Tilletiopsis washingtonensis is the source of this 2643-nucleotide messenger RNA. RefSeq lists its product as hypothetical. The transcript is spliced from 9 exons. The record is from RefSeq and is a predicted model, not a curated record. NCBI's taxonomy places the organism in Eukaryota, Fungi, Basidiomycota, Exobasidiomycetes, Entylomatales. Bases 1 to 2643 code for a protein of 880 amino acids.
AUGAGCGGCAGAUGCUUCAACACGACGGUCUUUCACACGGCCGUGCGCUGUCCCGACUUCUCGCCUGUCCAGCAGCUCGUGCUCUACGUUCCCGCCGUGUGCUUCUUCGCGCCUUGCGUCCUCCUGUUCGUGUGGUACCGCGCCAACUUGUACUCCGGCAAGCACAAGAUCAGGCGCGCGGCGCUGUGGUACCUCAUCCUCGGCGGCUUGUUCGCAUUCGUGAUCGCAACCCUGGACGAACGCUCGCACCUUGAUGCAUACGUCUCGCGCGCGAUUGGCUGGCUCAGCGGCUUUCCCAUAUCGUUCAUCCUCGCGGCUAUGUACACGCUGUCGCCAACGCUGCCGCACUGGUUGGAGACCUCGCUGUUUGGGCUCGCGUCGAACGUUGGCCUGCUCAACGAUCUGGCCGCGCUUCUUGAAGUGAAACAUCGAGAGGGCAGGCCUACGUUCGCCGACCGUGAAGGAGAGCAGCACACGCUGUCGCUCAACAGGGUCCAGCUUGCGCUCGGCAUCGUCUUUUGCGCUCUCCUCGCUCCGGCUCAAGCGCGUGCCGCCUUUCCCGGCCUCGUCAUCCCAAGUUGGUUGACGUUUCGGAAGCCGCUGCAGCGCGCCCGAUCUCCCAGCGUAGAGGCGCCAACUCGCCGGCUCCGUGUUUCGCACCAGGCCAACAACUCGAGCUCGUCGGACGAGGGCGCUGCAGCGCUGAGAAGAGACAGCGUCCAGCCUGGAGAAGCGCAGAGCGACACGUCGGACGCCGCUGCCUCGCAGCUCGAGCCUUCUGUUGGGUGCAUGCGCGCGUGCGCAGCAGCUUCGCUCAGCGCCACGACGCUCUUCGUCAUCGUCUCCAUCAUGCUCCUCAUUCGCUCCACCGGCUUCGCCGUGCAGUUCGCGGCGAGCAUGCUCAACGCGCUUGGCUUCUUGUUGCUGUGUGGCGCGUGCUACCUCGAUGCGGUGCGAGUGAGGCCGACCGAAGCGCCCAUGGAUCUCGAGGCUCUGCCGCGCCAGCACUCAGCCGACCCGUUCAAGCGCUCGCCGAUCCGGACUGUUGCGAGUGCCUCGACGCUUCGCUCGCGCACGGCGUCGCCUCGAUCAUCGGGCACCGAAUCGCCCGCCGUAUCUCGCAUCGAUCGAGCUGCGUACUUGCUUCACGGCACCGCCGCCAAGCAGCACCGGCCACUCAGCGAGAGUCCGCCGCCGGAAGGGCUGCCAGAGUCGCCGACGACUCAGCGCGCGGGGCUCUACGCCGCCUCGCUCGCGGGCGACAAGCGCCUUGCGCCCGAGCUGGUAUUGCCGCCGCUGCGCCGAGCCGUUUCAACGCCGCUGCGUGGGAGCCUCUACGAGAAGCCAAAGACUGGCACGGGUCCCUACAGCUUCCUCGAUGUCAAGACGGCCGACUUUGGUCGCACGCGCACCUCGUCGAAGAACUCGAAUGUCUCGGCUGGCGCAGUCUCGCUGCUGCGCCUGCGUCGCUCCAUCGCGCAACUGGGCACGGUCUUCCGCAGCCACGCUGCCAUGCCUUCUUCGCCCACCGAGUGCCACGCGGCCAUCGACGAGGCGCACUCGGCGGCGUACUCAUCGCAGUCGCUGCUGCGCUCCGUCGACACAUGCAGCAGCACGGCGCACCGACAGGACAGCACGCGCUCGGCGUCGACUGCGGCGAGCUGGGAGCGCUUCUCGUGGCGCGAAGACUCGAUGUCGUGCAAGCGCGACUCGUGCAUGCCCUGGGCCGACGCCGCCGACCGGAUGCGGGAGCUGCCCGUGCGCGCAGUGUCGGCGAGCGACGAGCACGGCCACCACGCAUGGCGCCUGUCGGCGAUCAGUGACGCAACGUUCCCGGCGAGGAUCGGCGGCGCGCUGGAGCUGGACGUGGGCGACAUCCCCGACGUCGACACGCCGGUGCGCCAGGACGAGUCGGCGCCCGCGGGCUACUUCCCCGAACGAUCGCCGCUCGAGAGCACGGGCGUCGCAGCAGCGACACAGCCGCAGACCGACCGCUCGUCGUCGCAGAGAUGGCGCUCGGAGCGUCGCCCUUCGACGCCGCUGGCGCUCGACGUCUUCCAUUCCACCGCCCGGUCGCCGAAGAGCCACACGCGGUCGGCCUCGCUCGGGCACCUCGACGAUCUUGCAUUGAGCAUGAGCGAUGCAGUCUUCGCAGUCGAGCCUCUUGCGAUCCCAUCGGCGGCGAUGACCCGCAGCCGCGACGCCGUCUCUUCCUGGUCGGAGACUAUCCCGCAUCAUCCGCUCCGCAUUCCCCCGUCGCCGAAACGCAAGCCCGUCCCGGCGUACCUGGAUCUUCCGCUGCGCAGUCUCUCGCCUCCGUGGAUGCUGCCGGGUCAGAACGCGGACCGCCCGCACUUCGCCGCGCCUAUCGCCUCGGCGCCCCCGACGGGCAGCUCCAUCAUGCAGCAGCGGCAGCAUCUGCCAGCGCUCGUCGCGCCGAGCCCCACUCGCCCCCACGCGCACAAACUCGUCGUCGAGCACGAUGGCAGCGCCGCAGAGCCGGAGCAGCAGCCGAGCCGCCUCGCAAGCCCGCGUCGCACGACGUGCCUCUCGCGCUCCUCGUGCGAAGAGGAUGCGCAUGCCUAUCGCACGGCUGCGCUCCUCUUUGGCGGCCGCAAGCCGAGCGGCCUGGCGAGCUCGUGA